Molecule: messenger RNA, 2782 nt
Organism: Vollenhovia emeryi
Lineage: Eukaryota; Metazoa; Arthropoda; Insecta; Hymenoptera; Formicidae
Gene: ABCD
Product: ATP-binding cassette sub-family D member 1
Exons: 9
Coding region: 392-2686 (764 amino acids)
Biological process (GO): peroxisome organization; fatty acid beta-oxidation; very long-chain fatty acid catabolic process
Cellular component (GO): peroxisomal membrane
Molecular function (GO): ABC-type transporter activity; ATP hydrolysis activity; long-chain fatty acid transmembrane transporter activity
Source: RefSeq, a predicted model, not a curated record
CUAAUAACGAAACGACAUCCGAAGACAGUCGUGGAGAGGGCCACGCGCCGGGAACGAAGCUAGUCGCGGGGACAUGACGUGGGCUCUCCAUCACGGCGUAUCGCCGAUCGCGCGAGAGUAAGCGGAGUUAGUUGCCAGCUGAUGGCUGGGUCGAGCAGUCACGCGUGCGCGCGUUCACGUAACCGCGUGUGCAGAAUCGAGACGAGCGCUCUCCCUCGCGAGGUCUAAAGUAGCGUGGACCGCAGCGCGAAACGCAGCCAAGUGGAGUCGAGUCGUAGAUGCGUUGUUAUCGCCGUCGCCGUCGUAACUUUCGUGGUAGCGCGGGAUGCGCGCCAUUAGGAUUCGCUAAUUUGCCCAUUUCCGCCCGACGACGAGGACACGUGCACGAGGAAUGUCGUCGGUGUUCUCGAAGCUGAUCGACGGCGCGUCCGCGCGCUACGGCGUACGGCAGGAGACGAUGACGUGCGGCGUCGCCGGCGCGGCCACGGCGCUCUAUCUCCUCAAACUCACCUACCCGCACAUCCUCGCUCGCCUCAAACAAUCCAUUCGCAAGAAGAGCAACCAGUGUCACGCCAGGCGCAACGGGAACAAUGCCGUAUCCCGAGACAAUUCCCCCGGUGACAACUCCGUCGGAAGUGGCGGAGGGAAACAAAGAUUAUCAGUCGGAUUGGAUCGCGAUUUUUUCCGGCAGUUGAUGAUGUUGCUGAAGAUCAUGGUACCGGGAUGGCGUACUCGGGAGAUGGGUCUGUUGGCAUGCGCCACGCUGACGUUAUUGACGAGAACCUUCCUGUCAGUGUAUGUGGCCGAACUGGAGGGCCAGAUCGUGAAGAGGAUAGUCUUGCGCGAUUUACACGGCUUCGGCUUGAUGCUCGCGCGAUGGUUCGCCAUUGCCUUACCCGCCACCUUCGUCAACUCCGCCAUCAGAUAUCUCGAGGGUCGGCUGGCGCUUAGCUUUAGGGAGCGUUUGGUAAAGCAUGCCUACAAAAUGUACCUGAGUCAACAGACUUAUUAUAGGGUAUCAGCUUUAGACACUAGGCUUGGCGGGGCCGAGCAAAGACUGACAGAUGACUUGUCAGAGCUAGCCAGUUCUGUAGCGCAUCUAUAUUCUAGUUUAACAAAACCGCUGCUGGACUGUGCUUUAGUCGGUAUAGCACUUAUUUCAUUUUCACACAAAAUGGGCGCAAAAACAAUACCAGGACCACUAUUAGCGGCAGCAGUUAUUGCUUUAACCGGACAAGUUCUGCGUUUUGCCUCACCGAAGUUCGGCCAGCUGGUUGCUGAAGAAGCAACACGACGUGGAAAACUAAGGGAAGCGCAUGCUCGUAUCAGUGCGCACGCAGAAGAAAUUGCGUUCUAUGGGGGUCACGAUACAGAACAUCGUUAUCUGAACUCCGCUUACAAGUCUUUGGUGACACAUUUGCAACGUAUUCUUGCUGUCAAACUAUGGUAUGUGAUGCUAGAACAGUUCCUCAUGAAGUACGUGUGGUCUGGCACAGGACUUCUCGUUAUCGCAAUGCCGUUGCUUUAUAAUACGGCUACGUCAUCGGGAAGUGGGAUGAUUAAUACGGAUGGCGAUGGUGGUGUGAGUGAGCGAACAAGAUAUCUGACAACUUCGAAAAAUCUUUUGAGCUCUGGGGCAGAUGCUGUCGAACGUCUUAUGUCAUCUUAUAAAGAAUUGGUCGCAUUGGCGGGGUACGCAGCACGCGUCAGCGAAAUGCUAGACGUGUUUAAGGACGCUGCACUCUGCAAAUACAAGAGAAACAUCGUCACCAGUAGUCCAUCGAGAUCCGUUCCAAACGGUAACGCUCAACAAUUGACGGAAAAAGUAAUCGAAUUUAGUAACGGCACACCAAUAAUAAAAGGAAUUGUUCGUGAAAGCACAGAUGGCAGUAUAAGUCUUAUUAACGUGCCGAUAGUCACGCCUAAUUGCGAAAUAAUUGUACCUAACUUAACAGUCCACAUAAAACCAGGCGAUCAUCUUUUAAUUACUGGACCCAAUGGCUGCGGCAAAAGCUCUCUCUUCCGGGUUAUUUCCGGUCUCUGGCCUGUUUAUGAUGGAACUCUCAUCAGACCAGCUGAAAGAAAUUCUUCCGAACAUGGCAGGCCUGCCCUAUUUUAUAUUCCACAAAAGCCGUAUAUGACAGUGGGUUGUCUUCGUGAUCAAAUCAUCUAUCCAUCGCAUUCUGGGUCGGAGAAUUGCUCGGAUGAAGAAUUGCUACAGUUGUUAGGAGAUGUGGAUCUACGAGGUAUCGUAGAACGAGAAUCAGAAGGUUUUGACGCUCUUGGCGAUUGGGAUUCCACUCUAUCGGGUGGCGAGAAGCAACGGCUCGCAAUGACACGACUUUUAUAUCACGCUCCACAGUAUGCUUUGUUAGAUGAAUGCACAAGCGCUGUCAGCCUUGAAGCUGAAGGAAUAAUGUAUGAAACCGCAAAGAAAAGAGGAAUUACUCUGUUGACUAUCACUCAUCGAGUGGCAUCGCUCGCUAAAUAUCAUAAGUUACUGUUGAAAUUCGAUGGAGAAGGCGGCUGGACUUUUGGCCCAUUAAAUAUGGAUGGGUUAUCGAUAUUACCGAAUCGAGAAACUAAUAAGGAAGAAGCAGAACGAGAGAAAGCAAAGGCCAGCCACUAUAUGUUGCAUGAGCUGCGUGAUAUACAUCCGGAAAAUACCUACGUGGGAAUCAGUUGAAAAAUAAAGUCUAUGGAAUUUUGUAUUACAAAUGAAAUAAAAAAUAGAGAAAUAAUUUAGUUUGAAAAGAUAAUAAUAUAGAAUACGAAAUGAAAA